CACAAGGAGGUAAAACAGAUAUAAAAUAAUAAAUAAAUAAAGACCAAAGAGAAUCUACACAAUAAUCACAUGCUCAAAGGAAAAACUGGAAAAAAGAAAUAGGUGAAGUUUCCUGUUUCCCAUUACUUUAUACCAAAACUCAAACUUUCUCUUUUUCUCUCUAAAAUCUCAUUGACUGUGCUCUGUUGCAAAGCCACCAUGGUCGAGGGUUUGAUCCAAUCUCUACUCUAAUUCAGGGAUAUAUUUUUGAGUGGGUUGCUCAUCAUAUAAAAAUUGUGAGGAAAGUAGUCUGCUCAACAAUGAGAACUGGAAUAGAUUGUGCUUGAACUGUUUUGAUAUACUUCAGUCUGAUAUAAAAUGGAAGAUGAGAACGGACUUGACCUUGGCUUGGGUCUAUCUUGUGGUGGAUUGUCUGUCAAGUCCAAGGGUAAAAUUGGUAGCUCAUCAGAUGCUAGGACAGAAGAAGGUGAUAGAGGGAAUAAAUUAGUGGAUGAUUUUAAAAACUUUCUUCAAGCUGGCACCCAGAAGCAGGACUCAAGUACAGGAUCUCAAAGAAGUGAUUCAGUAAAGCCUCAGGAAAACUUUUUUAAUGACCUCACUAAAACCAAUGUUGAAGCAGAUGUUUCUAUAAACUUAAAUGGGAGAGGAAUCUGGGUUGCAAGCAGUAACAAGUCUGCUGAAAUGGAGGAAGAAAAACGGCUAGAGGUGGGUAACAAGCGUAAGAUGUUGUUUGAUGAGAUGAACCAUCAAAAGAAGCUUGAGAGAGAAGCUCAUGCUGAUUUACAUGACAAGACAAGAACAUCACACAUUUCUAUAACAACAGAAGAUGGCUCAACUGCUGAAAAUGAAGAUGUGGCAGAGUCUGAAGUUGAGGGUUCAACCUCUAGGCUUGUUUCACAACAUGAUGAUGGCUCCAAACGAUUCUUUGGUGUUGGUGCUUCUUCUGAGGUUCGUGGGUUUGCUGAUUCAAGUGUUCUGGACUUAAAUGGGCAGAAGAGGUUUAACAGUCCAUCAGAAAAUGAAUUUAAACUUGGCAAUGUGACCUAUGGUGUUCCUUUCAUCCAAUCUUUAAACAUGAUGAAUGUACCUUACUCUUUACCUGUGAAGGAGUCAAGCUCUGUUGGUGCACCCAGCACAGCAGGCCAUCCACUCCCCGGUAUGGUGCAGGUGAUGCCUGCUGCAAGUAGUGAUCGAUCAGCAACACAAUCUGUGAAUCCUGGCAACUUGCCACUGAUGUUUGGCUAUCCUCCAGUCCAGCUUCCGAUGUUGGAUAAGGAUAACUCGCGGGGUUUGGUUUCUCAAGCUCAACAGUUCCACCCUUCCUAUGCUGGUAGAGGUCCACCAAACACAGUAAUUGCGCCUAAUUCAUCAGAGGCUACACAACAUGAUGGGAGGAUUUCAGAACGGGCCAAAGGUGAUGGCAAACAGCAUGGCCCUGAAGAGGGGUCCUCUUCUCAGGCAGAAGAAGAUGGGAAAGGGAGUAGCACAAACCUCAGGGCAAAAGAUGCUACUGAUCGCUUAACAGUAGAUGGUUUUUCUCUCGAUUUUUCAGCUAUAAAGCCAGGCGUUGCGGCAGACCUGAAGUUUGGGGGAUGUGGUUCUUACCCAAACUUACCUUGGGUUUCUACCACAGCUCCAGGUCCAAAUGGAAGGACAAUUUCGGGUGUUACUUACAAAUACAACACAAACCAAAUUAGGAUUGUUUGUGCUUGCCAUGGUUCUCAUAUGUCUCCUGAAGAGUUUGUUCGCCAUGCUAGUGAAGAACAUGUUAAUCAAGAGAAUGGCACUAAUCUGGCAACAUUUCCUAGUAGCAAUCCUGCAGCCUCUGCUCAGAGCUGAUUCUGUGACGUUGUGUUCAACUGGACUAAUAAUUCUUGACAUUUGUGGAGGAAAACCUGGAUGUUUUUCUCUGCACCUACAAGAUUCCUCCUUUCCUCAUUGUCCUUGCUUGUUAUUUGUCUUCCUUACAUCAGUUGGCUUAGCUUUUGCAAUCAAAUAUUGCAGCUUUAUGUAAUAAUCUCCCUCCAUAAUUUCUUAGUCAGUUUAUUGUAUUAGUCCUAUUACAGUAUCUUUUGAUUAAAAAAAUCUUUGUAUAAAUGAUACAAGUUUUAGCUGCUUGACGCACUCCAA
Molecule: messenger RNA, 2130 nt
Organism: Quercus lobata
Lineage: Eukaryota; Viridiplantae; Streptophyta; Magnoliopsida; Fagales; Fagaceae
Product: ninja-family protein mc410-like
Exons: 3
Coding region: 358-1839 (493 amino acids)
Biological process (GO): negative regulation of DNA-templated transcription; jasmonic acid mediated signaling pathway
Cellular component (GO): nucleus
Source: RefSeq, a predicted model, not a curated record